AUGACAUCCAGCUGCUUGCCAGCCUCUGUCAAGAGCUGCCCCCGGCCUUCCUCUGUCUGCUCCAGCAGCAUGAGCUGCCGGCCCGAGCUGUGCCUGGGUUACGUCUACCAGCCCAUGACCUGCGUGCCCUCUGUCUGCAUGCCCACCAGCUACCGGCCAGCCAGCUGCUUCCCCAAGACCUACCUAUCCAGCUCCUGCCGGCCCAGCAGCUGCCGGCCAACCAGCUCCAUGGGGACCUGCAGCUGGCUCUGUGAAGGGACCUUCAAUGGCAACGAGAAGGAGACCAUGCAGGUCCUGAACGACCGCCUGGCCAGCUACCUGGAGAAGGUGCGCCAGCUGGAGCAGGAGAACGCCAGCCUGGAGAGCAAGAUCCAGGAGGCCUGCCAGUCCCAGGUGCCCACCAUGUGUCCCGACUACCAGUCCUAUUUCAGGACCAUCGAGGAGCUGCAGCAGAAGGUUCUGUGCACCAAGGCAGAGAACGCCAGGAUGGUGGUGCACAUUGACAACGCCAAGCUGGCAGCCGAUGACUUCAGGACCAAGUAUGAGACGGAGCUGGCCCUGCGCCAGCUGGUGGAGGCCGACACCAACGGCCUGCGCAGGAUCCUGGACGAGCUGACCCUGUGCAAGGCUGACCUGGAGGCCCAGGUGGAGUCCCUGAAGGAGGAGCUGCUGUGUCUCAAGAAGAACCACGAGGAGGAGGUCAGUGCCCUCCGAUGCCAGCUUGGGGACCGCCUUAACAUCGAGGUUGAUGCCGCGCCCCCCGUGGACCUGAACAGGAUGCUGGAGGAGAUGCGUUGUCAGUACGAGACCAUGGUGGAGACCAACCACAGGGAUGUGGAGGAGUGGUUUAACAUGCAGAUGGAGGAGCUGAACCAGCAAGUGGCCACAAGCUCGGAGCAACUUCAGAGCUACCAGUCAGACAUCAUUGACCUGAGACGCACGGUCAACACACUGGAGAUUGAGCUGCAGGCCCAGCACAGUCUGAGGGACUCCCUGGAGAACACCCUGACGGAGACUGAGGCCCGCUACGGCUCCCAGCUGGCCCAGAUGCAGUGCAUGAUCGGCAAUGUGGAGUCCUCACUGGCUGACAUCCGGGCUGACCUGGAGAGGCAGAACCUGGAGUACAAGGUGCUGCUGGACGUCAAGGCCCGGCUGGAGAGCGAGAUCAACACAUACCGGGGCCUGCUGGAGAGCGAGGACUGCAAGCUGCCCUGCAACCCGUGCUCCACGACCUCCUGCCCGCCGUGUGCCCCGUCCCCGUGCCUGCCCCGCACUGUCCUUGUGCCGUGUGUGCCCUGCCCCCAGGGCCGCUACUGA
Condylura cristata (star-nosed mole) is the source of this 1317-nucleotide messenger RNA. RefSeq names its product keratin 32, type I (gene KRT32). Gene Ontology annotation, molecular function: structural molecule activity. The record is from RefSeq and is a predicted model, not a curated record. The transcript is spliced from 7 exons. Lineage: Eukaryota; Metazoa; Chordata; Mammalia; Eulipotyphla; Talpidae. The coding region runs from base 1 to 1317 and encodes 438 amino acids.